Messenger RNA from Pollicipes pollicipes, 491 nucleotides. RefSeq names its product protein obstructor-E-like. Bases 15 to 491 code for a protein of 158 amino acids. The transcript has 4 exons. Gene Ontology annotation, cellular component: extracellular region. NCBI's taxonomy places the organism in Eukaryota, Metazoa, Arthropoda, Thecostraca, Pollicipedomorpha, Pollicipedidae. The record is from RefSeq and is a predicted model, not a curated record. Gene Ontology annotation, molecular function: chitin binding.
CGCACACGAGAACCAUGCAGGACUACGUGGUGAUCUCGCUCGUCGUUCUCGUCGGUUUCGCCGUCGGGCAGGAAGAUUCUGCGCCACUGCCCAGCUGCAGCAACCCUGAGGAGACAAAGUCUUUCAUGGACCCGAGCGGCUGUGACAAGUACAUGCUCUGCUCGAACGGCACCCUGUCGUUCGAGACCUGCGAGAACGGUCUGCUCUACUCGGGCAAGGGGGCCGUCCACGAGUUCUGCGACUACCACUGGAGGGUCGACUGCGGCGAGCGGCCGUUCGAACUGAGCGAAUCCCGCGAGGGGGCGUGCCCCUAUAGCUUCGGCGUGUUCCCGUCGGGCGAGGGGUGCGCCGACUACUUCCUCAAGUGCGCGUUCGGCGAGGUGGAGCCGGAGAUAUGCGACGAGGGCCUGGCGUACGACGACCGAAGCCACGCCUGCAACUGGCCCGACCUGCUGCCAGAGUGCUCCAUCGGAGAUGCCGAGCGUGAGUGA